Molecule: messenger RNA, 1213 nt
Organism: Formica exsecta
Lineage: Eukaryota; Metazoa; Arthropoda; Insecta; Hymenoptera; Formicidae
Product: RNA exonuclease 4
Exons: 3
Coding region: 205-993 (262 amino acids)
Biological process (GO): rRNA processing
Cellular component (GO): nucleus
Molecular function (GO): 3'-5' exonuclease activity; nucleic acid binding
Source: RefSeq, a predicted model, not a curated record
AGAACAAACCUAUGGUAUAAUAAUAUGUUUCAUGUAAUCUUCGUGUGUAUUAUUAUUUGGUCGCUAAUCAGGUAUGAAUCGGUUUGCCACCUGUGAUCGGUGUUUUGUAUAUACAUAUAAGUGACUUUUAUAUUUAUACGCGCAUUUUUAUAAUAUACAUUCUAUAAAGAUUUCUGAAGAUAUUGAAGAUUAUCACCAUUAAUUAUGAACAACAAUAUUAUAAUGAACAAUGUAUCAACUGGUAUGGGAACUAAGAAGAAGAACAAGACGACGAAACAGCUUGCUUCAAACACCGAACGUAAAGCGUCCGGAUCUAAUUGGGAGAUGUACAAGAACUUGUUUUCCAAACCAAACAUAGAGGAAGGUCAUGCCCCACAGAAUAGGCAUUCAAAAUCUAAAAAAGUACAUGUUACUUUGCUACAUACAAAUCGAUUGGAGGAGAACACUGAAUACAAUGAUGUCAAGAAUAAAGAGAAUAAAACUUUGACGAAACAUAUUGCCAUGGAUUGCGAGAUGGUUGGAAUUGGUGAUGGCACGGAGAGCAUGUUAGCUCGGAUAUCGAUUGUAAAUAAACAUGGUUUUUGCUUAUAUGACAAAUAUGUUAAGCCGAGAGAGAAAGUUGUAGAUUAUAGAACAGCAGUCAGUGGAAUACGACCAGAACAAUUGCAAAAUGGAGAAGAUUUUAAUAUUGUACAGAAGGAAGUAGCAGAUAUGUUAAAGGGUCGGAUUCUCGUGGGUCACGCGUUGAAGCACGAUCUUAACGUAUUGUUCUUGUCGCAUCCGCGAAGAUAUUGGCGAGACACCUCGAAAUACAAACCCUUUCGCCAAAUAUCAAAGGGAAAUACUCCCAGUUUGAAGAAACUUGCACAUGAAUUGUUAGGUAGAGAGAUACAAGUGGGCGAACACAGUUCUGUGGAAGACGCGAGAGCGGCAAUGCAGUUGUAUAUGUUGUACAAGAAUAAAUGGGAAUCGGAGAAAAAGGGGCGUUGGUGAGCAAUCUUUCAUAUUCAUAAAAAGAACUUCCAUCUCGAAACACAUUUUUAUUUAACAGUAAGAGAAUUCUGUACAAAAACGACACAAUGUAACUUAUUUACAUUUAUUCAACUAAUUAUUGUCGAUCCGUGAAGAUUUCACGAAAUAUCUUUAUAAGUUAAGUACACCUUUGUAAUGUAUAUAUUUAUAAUCUAUAUAAUAAAAUAAAUUGUAUUUUAAA